Messenger RNA from Stylophora pistillata, 3631 nucleotides. Its product is annotated as kelch-like protein 24. Lineage: Eukaryota; Metazoa; Cnidaria; Anthozoa; Scleractinia; Pocilloporidae. The record is from RefSeq and is a predicted model, not a curated record. Gene Ontology annotation, molecular function: protein binding.
AGUGUUUUUCUUUUUUGGGUGGCCUUUUGUAAGGGAACCCUUUCCUGUUUCUUGGCCUUCCCCUCAGCUUUGUAUAUAUGUUAAGUUUGUUGAGAAAAUGAUUAAAGUAAAGUAAAGUAAUUCAAAUGAGUUUUCCGACUUUGAAAGUCGAACCGAAGUUAAUUAAAAAAGAUUUUCGGUGACUUCCAUUCAACUAUCACAAAACGGAAUACGAUGAUGAGCUGGCAGAAAUACUUGCUAGAACUCAUGAGAACUCGACUUAAAAAAAAUGAUACCGAGGGCAUUUUUCAAUCAUUUAUCAUCAGCCUUGUCCCAACCUUUUUUCGUUUUUUUCGCCAUUUCCAGGGUUGUGCUGUCCUUCGAUCUGCACCAGUAACGUAAAACGGUCAUUUUAAUUUGUGCCCACCUGCAACAAAAAUGAUUUAUUGAGAGGCCACUCCAAAAGCACCGGCCCUUUUGUGCUGCAUGUCUGUAACUUGUGAGCCUUUAGUUCUUCGUCAUCUUUCGUCACCAAAGUUAUGUCGCUUAAGUGACCUUGUUUUUGUCAUAUUUUGAGCCGUUUCAUUGGUUCCACUCAAAAAAAGAUCCUGUUCUGUGACAGCGAUCAGUGACAGAUCUUCCAUUCUCGAAUGAAUAGCCUUGCUUCCGUGGAUCGCGAGGAAUCAACAGAGCAUGAAAAGGAAAGCAAAACUGACAAAUUUUGCGGUUCGCUGAAGGCGGCCAAGCCAUACUUAGGAGAUGUCAUUUCACUUGGUGGAGAGGAAGGGGAGAGGCGCGAAGGCAGAAUGAGGGUAGGAUAAGUACGUGGACGAGAUAAAAAAAGGCAAGAAUGGGAUGCAGACCUUUCUCACAAUAAAAGGGACUGAGAAAUGCAAAAUUUGACAGUCUUGGAAGGUCUUCUGCGGUCAGAACAUUUUUGAAAUUCGUCGAGCCUCUUUCCCUCACGAUUCUUUGAACUCGACAUCUACCAAAGCGUCUCUGAUGAUUUCGUUCGUCUACUAGUUUCCAGUUCUUUUUUUCAGUUUUUUUUUUCAGAGGUUACGAUUCACGAAGAAGAGGAGGAAACUGAGAUCGAACAAGCACUUCCGUUUUCGAUAAAGUUGAGUGAUCGACUACAAAUGGACAACAUCUGAAGGAGUUCAGUCCACGAAUUUGGUAAUUUUUUUUCAAGAAGAUGGAAGAUUUGCAGCCUAUUGUAGCUUCGGACCAAGCAUCUACUUGUGUGGAGUUGAUGAAGCGGCUCAACAUGCAACGACAACAAAAUUAUUUAUGCGAUAUAAAACUCGUGACGAACGACGACAAGGAGUGGAUGGCUCAUAGAAAUGUUCUUUCCGCUGCGAGUCCGUUCUUCUGUAAGCUUCUUCAGAGCGACAUGAUGGAGAAUCGAGAAGGUUUUGUUCGUUUCGAGGAAAUCUCGGGAUCUGUCAUGAAAGAUGUUUUGGAAUUCAUCUACACUGGAACUGUGGAAGUAACUCAGGAGAAUGCCAAGGAGCUGAUCGCGGCAGGUAACUAUCUGAUCAUGCCGAGCUUGAAAUCUCUUUCAGGGCGACUUCUGGAGGCAGAAAUGUCCAACUCCAACUGCAUUUCAACGUUUUACUUCGCCGAGAAAUACGAUUGCGAGGAGCUUGUGAACAACAGCAGAAAACUCGUCCUCGAAAACUUCCGUUUCGUAGCAGCACUGGAUGAAUUCCUUGAGUUGGAAGGUGAAGAAGUAGAGCGAUGGCUUUCAAGUGACGAGAUUUCUGUUGAAACGGAAGCUGAUGUUUUUAAGAUCGUACUUAAUUGGAUUGAACACUGCAAGAGCGAGCGAAAAGUAAAGUUCGAACAGUUGUUUCGCCACGUCAGACUGGAUUUGAUGUCGCGUGACUUCUUGAUAGAUGUCGUGACAAAUGAACUUGUUCAAGAUAGCUUUGCUUGUUUGAGGCUGACCUCCGCGGCUUUAAAAAUGUCUAGUUUCUCGAGUGAAGUAGAAGUACUCCAAAAGCCGAGAAAAGAAGUCGAACUAUACGCUUUCGUAGCGUGUGGAGGUAAUCGCAAUCUUUGUUAUCUUCCCGGAAAUGACCAGUGGAAACGACUGCCAGAUGGAGGGAGGUCAGGCUACGCCCAAAUGGUCAGCUACCGGGAUAAGUUGUUUAGAUUUCCUGGAGCUGGCCUUGUAGAGAGGUAUGAUCCAGUUUUUAAUGCCUGGUCUGUGUUGGAAUUGCUUGCAAACUCUCUCUAGGUGGCUAUAGUUCGAGGAGAAAUGUAUGCAAUUGAGUUUAAGACUUCUAGACAACAAACCAUCGUCAAAAUAUACCAUGUAGAGCAGUGUUCAUGGGAGAAACUUCUUUCAUCCAGUGAAGCCUGUAGAGAACAAACCUGUGUUGUUUCUUCUGGCAGUGAUCUUUAUGUUUUUGGUGGAAAGCUUCCAAAAACUAGAGAAUAUGUCACAAAAGCCGAGAGAUUUGACACGGUGGGGAAAAGAUGGGUGGAAAUUGCGGAAAUGCGGGAAGAAAGAGGUGACGCCUUUGGUGUGGCCACUAAAGACAAAAUCUUUGUUGCUGGAGGAAAGCACAGAGAAGGAAACUCAGUGUUGCAAACUUGUGAGAUGUACAGUAUUUCAACUAAUGAAUGGCAACUCACUGGAAGCUUGAUUGUUUCUCGCAUGCGUGGUAGUAUGGUGUGUCUGAAUGGGAAACUUUAUGUGUUAGGUGGAGAAAGAGAGGAAGACCGUCGUGAGUUGAAGAUUGAGUGGUAUAAUCCUGAAGAGGGAAAAUGGAUCCAUAAAACGACCAUACCUGCACCACCAAGAUAUGAUUACAUUCAGGGAAGUGGGGUUUUAAACGGCUGUAUACUUAAACUCUCCAAAGGAGUGCUGGACAAACUUCGGGUGGAAAAAAAUUAGGACUGAUUUGCACCAUUGCACCAUGAACAUUGUCUUUGAAAGAGAAAUGGUUUGAAGCGGUCCAAUAAAUAACAAGGAAAAGGAGACCAGCAUCUGCUCAGGAUAACUUACCAAUCCUGAUGGUCUCAUAAGAAAGCUGUUAUUUGGAAUGUCACGCAAUGGGGGAUGCAUUGCAUGACAAUCCAAUGUAAGGUUUCGAAGGAGACUAACUUAAACUUUGCCCCCUAAAGAUGCAGCUGACAGGAUGCAACUUUAUGGUAAAGAUCAGUUCUCAGUCUGGUGUUAUUCAUGUUGUUUUAAAUGAAGAGUUUUCUGUUCUCCAAGGUUGUAAUUCAUCAGUGUAUGCUGAUGACACUGUUAUUUUUCUGAACUCAGUCACAUAUGGUGUUGCAAUUAGAAAAAAACUUACCAGAACCUUAAUUUAGUUUAAUUGACUGGAUAUUUGGUUAAAUUGGAACUUCAAGUGUAAUGUGACUGUAAUAAAUGACUGAAUAACUAUAAUCCUUAUGAAAGAAACAACGUUUUUAGUUUAAAAAAAAAAAGUUUUUGGCAUUCUUACAUGUAUGUCAUCUUCAGUUGCAAUAGGUUUGUUGUGUGAUUUGAAUUUUCUCUCAACAAACAUGUCAUGAACCUACAACAAAAGUUUUUGCUGCACAAAAUGCUAUAUAUUGUAUUAUAUAACAAUAAUUACCUUUAGUAUAAUUUCAGAGCUAAGCAGAGUUUCCAGCAAUCUGAUUGGUCGAUUGG